Molecule: messenger RNA, 3194 nt
Organism: Mobula hypostoma (lesser devil ray)
Lineage: Eukaryota; Metazoa; Chordata; Chondrichthyes; Myliobatiformes; Myliobatidae
Gene: klhl6
Product: kelch-like family member 6
Exons: 7
Coding region: 63-1895 (610 amino acids)
Biological process (GO): germinal center formation; B cell receptor signaling pathway
Molecular function (GO): protein binding
Source: RefSeq, a predicted model, not a curated record
CCAACUCUGAAGUCGCAGCUACACUCAGUGGAAAAAAGAAUUAGACGGUAGUUGUAUGCAAAAUGGCAGACAUAGUAGAAAAUAGUACAGAUCAGACAGACAGCCACCAAGAGGUGAAACAAGACCAGAGUGUGGAACGAAUGACUGGGAGCUCGUCCGACGGGAAGAUGACAUUUGACGACAGUGGGCUCUCUGCUCUUCUGCACAGUGGCUUGGAGAAUCUGAGGCUGGAGAGAUCCCUGACUGAUGUUGUACUAUGUGUGGACAAUAGUGAGUUCUCCUGUCACAGGGUGGUCUUGGCGGCAGCGAGCAGUUACUUCAGGGCAAUGUUUUGUAAUGAUCUCAAAGAAAAACAUGAAGAAAGGAUAGUGAUUAAAGGGGUGGAUGCCAGCACCAUGGAGACAUUAUUGGAUUAUACCUACACCAGCAAAGUCUACAUCACCAAACAUAAUGUGCAGAGAAUCUUGGAAGCUGCCAGUCUAUUUCAGUUCCUGCGGAUGGUGGAUGCCUGUGCCAAUUUCCUCAGUGAGGCUCUGCACCCAGACAACUGUGUGAGCAUCCUAAGGCUGGCCGAUACCCACUCCCUGGACAGGCUGAAGAAGUGCGUGCAGAACUAUAUUGUGCAGAACUUCCCACAAGUACUGACUCACGAGGAAUUUCUGGAGCUACCUGCAGAGAUCCUGUCAGAAAUCCUGGGAAGUGACGAGCUCUGUGUCACAGAGGAGGAACAAGUUUUCGAGACAGCAAUGCGCUGGGUGCGUUACCGAGAGUCGGAGAGGCAGCACCAGCUGAGCCAGGUGCUGAGACAUGUUCGCCUACCCCUCCUGGACCCUUGGUACUUUGUGGAGUGGGUAGAAGGUGAUGAACUUGUUUGGAAAAAUCCUGACGUUUUCAGCCUGUUGCAAGAAGCCAGGAUGUACCACCUAUCGGGCAAUGAGAUUAUUUCAGAGAGAACAAAGCCCAGGAUGCAGGAGUUCCAGUCAGAGGUCUUCAUGAUAAUAGGCGGCUGUACAAAGGACGAAAAGUUUGUGGCAGAAGUAACCUGCUUGGACCCACUCCGGCGAAGUCGCCUGGAAGUGGCCAAGCUACCAAUCACAGAGCAGGAGAUGGAGAGCGAGAACAAGAAAUGGGUGGAAUUUGCAUGUAUCACUUUCCGUAAUGAGGUCUACAUCUCAGGUGGUAAAGAAACUCAACACGAGGUUUGGAAGUACAAUGCCUCCUUAAAUAAAUGGAUUCAAGUUGAAUAUUUAAACACUGGACGGUGGCGACAUAAGAUGGCCGUUCUGAACGGCAAGGUGUAUGCGAUUGGAGGCUUUGAUGGCAUCACACGACUCAACAGUGUGGAAGCAUAUGACCCAUUUCACAACUGCUGGACUGAGGGAGUUCCACUCCUCAUAAAUGUGAGUUCAUUUGCCGCUACUACCUACAAUAAGAAGCUAUAUAUUAUUGGCGGAGGACCCAAUGGGAAACUGGCUACAGACAGAACCCAGUGUUAUGAUCCUGUGACAAAUACGUGGAGCCUGAAAUCACCUAUGCCUAUAGAAGCCAAGUGCAUCAAUGCUGUUACAUUUAAGGACCAUAUUUAUGUUGUGGGUGGUGCAAUGAAGGCCCUGUACUGCUACAGCCCCACAGAGGACUCGUGGGCUCUCGUCACGCAGUUCGGCCACGAGCGUGCCAGCUGUGGGAUUGCAGCCUGCAGCAACAAGCUCUUCAUCACCGGCGGCCGCGAUGAGAAGAACGAGGUCAUUGCCACCGUGCUCUGCUGGGACACAGAGAAACAAAAGCUGACAGAGGAGUGCGUCCUGCCCCGCGGAGUCUCACACCAUGGCAGCGUCACCGUGAGGAAGUCCUACACGCACAUUCGCCGCAUCGUCCCUGGGGCAGUUUCCGUAUGACACAUAACUGAAGUGUGAGAAGCAUUCUCACCUGCAGUGUGGCUGCCUGGGCUUUUGGGGAGACUUUGCCUGGAAAGUCAGAGACAGUUAGUAAAGUGUGGAGCCUGUCACCUGGAUCUUGAGUCAGUGGAAAGCAUCAAAGAACUGGCUACACACCCAAUACAAAUGGGACAAACACAACAUUGACAAAAGAGUUGGGAACGUGAAUCUAAUCCAAAAAAGAUACCUUGAAUUCCUUUUAGUGCAUAAAGGAACUGGAAGAUACAGGUCACAUAUUGAAAAUGUCUAAUUGAAGAACACUGGGGUAGAAAAGAGGGACAUUGAGAAUGAGGGGACAUAGAGGGAAAAUGGCAAGGAAUGAGGGAGAUUACAUAAAUUGAAAAGAAGAUUAAAAACAUGAAGCCAGGCCUCAGGUACUGUGCUCUCCUCUUUGUACUGUCAUCACAUUGGGAGACAUCGGCUACCCGUUGGCUUGGGCUGGAGGCAAUAUGAGCUUACAGCCAGAACGAGGGUUGUUCAUCUACUGCUCCCACCUGGCCCUCUUGGGUCAGAAAACCCUUGGCCUCAGGCAGCCAUUUCUCCAUCUCUUGCCACUACCUGCAAUCAGGCCAUGGGCUGCAUUUCUCAUUCUCUCUAGGCCCCACCUAGAAGAGGCAGCAAACGGUGGCACAGGUAGAGUCCACCCUUCCUGGCCCUGGCCCUGGCCCACGGGCGCAGAUGUGCCUCCUGCUGUUUGGCAGUACAGGUACUAUAGAUAUUCAUGUUGAUGCAGGCAGAAUUUCUUGCAGCAGAUGCUAUUCAUUGAUAAAAGAGGAUCCACUUGGACACAGCACCAGGGAACCUAGCAUGCAGCUGAGGCCUUGCUGGAUUGACAUGAGGUUGAUUGGAAGAUGGGCAAAUAAGUUCCCCUGCUUUUUUACCCAUCUCCUGGUAAGAAGAACCCAUAAGUGCCAGUUGCGGGAGUAAAGGCCUGAAAGCCUUUAGUAGAUUUGGGCCUCUGUGACUGGAACAGAUCCCUUCUGUUCUCAAAUGCUAGUCUGAGGAAAUUUAUCUACAUACACGUGUGAAGAUUUCUAGAUUUUGCGUCACUUUAGUAAUUGGUCACUGGAGGAUGCAAUUAUCUUUACUUCAAUCAAUGUUUAUGACAGCACCUCUUUUGUCAGUGAAUGUGCAAGCAAUGUCCUGGGCAUAUUUGUUAAACAAUAACCUGUGUACUCAGGUUGUGGAAUAUUCCAUUUACUCAAAUAUUUGGAAUCAAUAUACAGAGGGCACAAAUAAAUGGAACAAAAUAAAUGUUGG